Closterium sp. Naga37s-1 is the source of this 1359-nucleotide messenger RNA. Lineage: Eukaryota; Viridiplantae; Streptophyta; Zygnematophyceae; Desmidiales; Closteriaceae. The record is from the annotation of a GenBank genome assembly.
AUGAGGCGUGACGCUGUUAGGAGGUUUGCCAUCGAGUCUGGCAAAUUCCCUCCCAGAAUGGUGUUGGUCAAGGCGUGCAGGUGGGUGCGGACCAGUGCAUUGGUGAUCGCCGCGUCGCGCAGAUGUUCAAAUGUCAUCCCCGACGGCCCGGCCCCAACUCCAUUUUCGCAUCUGCCCAACAUUUUGGCGAAGUCUGCGAGGGGGAUUGAAAGUGUUGACCCCUGUGGCGUGGGCCAUGUCACCUCCUCGUGUUCAGCGGCAGUCGCUGCAAAGACUCCUCCCCACGCACCCGCGGAUCCCCUUGCCGCGUCGGAGGCUGAUCCAUCUGUCCCCGCUGCUAUUCCGUCAGCUCCGCCUGCGGCUCCUGGCCCCUCGGCUCCCCUUGUCGAGCUGUCGGCGUUUGCCCCUGUUGGGGGUGUUGCUGACCCCCCUGCGCCUGUCCUUGGCGCCCCUGUUGCACCAUCCGCUUCUGUCCCCGACGUGCCUGCUCCGGCCUCUACUUCGUCACCGAAGGAGGCGUCCGCCACCACUGGCGGACCGGCUCCGUUGGUUGCGCCCUCGGCAGUGGGUCAGUCCGCACUUGAUGUGACGCCGAUGGCCCCGGCGGGUCAACCGUCACGCCCGCCGUCACCUGACCGUCGCUUGUCGCGCCCACAUUCCCCCGCUCCCCUACAGGAGCGCAAGUCGUCUCGUCGCCGGCGUGAGUCUCCGCGGCGUUAUCAGCAACAGUCGCACUGGCCUGCUCACCCCGGAGGUCAGGGGGAUUGGAGGGGUUCCUGUGCUCGUGGCGGGGGUGGUGGAUACCGCCCGCCCGUGACGAUGGUGGAUCUUCAGUGGGAAGUGUCGAGGGUGGUUCGUGAGGAGAGGGCGGAGCAGAGCCAGAGCAGUUCGAUGCGCGCCUCGCCAGCCCACGAGGCCCCUCGUCCAGCUGCGCUCCCCGCGAACCCGCAGACUGUCGCUGCGCCUCCCCCUCAGAUCCAUGUGCCGCCAGCUCCUUCUCCCGCUGUCUCGGCACCUGCUCCCGGCUCUCGUCUCCAUCUGCUGCCGGUUCCGCCCGAUGCGGGAGUGGAGUUUGUGGACGCGGGUGGUGGCGCGGCGGCAGCUCCGUAUGCUCUCCAACGUGACACUUGUCUGGACGCAGCGGACCAGCUCGCAGUGCUGCUGGCGCCCGUGCUGGCUGCGCCCGCGGAGGGUGGCGCUGCUGCUGCGGGACAGCUUGACGAGGCUGUCCGGGGCUUGAGGUGGCACUUGCGCGCAGGAUCUGGAGCCGCGGCGAUCGGCACAAGCACGCUUGUGGUCCGGGAGCUGUGGCGCUCCCUGACGGGCGUUCUUCACGCCCUUGGAGCUCACCGCAUGUAG